GUGACAGCAGAUGGGAGCAUCGACUGCCAGGAAAAUCCUGGUGAACAGGAAUCAGUAGUAUCACCUCUUCACUACUGCGAAGUUGUGUCUGCACUGCACAUACUCACUAAAGGUGGCAGUUUCUUACUGAAGAUGUUCACAAUGUAUGAGCAAGAUACCAUGUGCCUUAUGUUCCUGCUAUGCUCUUCAUUCAGGAGUGUGCAGGUGUGCAAACCAGCGACCAGCAAGGAAGGGAAUUCAGAAGUGUAUGUUGUAUGUCUCGAAUACAAGGGCAGGGACUUCAUGGAGCCCUGGCUUGAAGUGCUGAGGGAACAUUAUGGUCCCAGUAUACCAGACAAAGCAAUGUUCCCUCAGGAAAGCAUUCCACAGGAUUUUUUGGAUCAGUUGUAUGAGUGUGCAACCAUGUUCAAAAAUUUACAGACUGAUGUGAUCGAGACAAACAUCCGGGCCUAUCAAAGAGGUAGAACUCAUACUGAGGAUUUCAAGAUUAAGAAACUGAAAUAUCUGAUUGCAAAUCACUUCAUGGAGAAAUAUGAGGUGAAGAAGUUGCCUGAAUCAGAAGAAGUGGUUGGGAAAAGCAAGCUGAAAAAAACAGUGACGCUUAAUAUGGAUCCUCGGGCUGAAGAAGGUUCUUUUGCAGACCGGCUUAAGAAAUCAACAUUACAGCCAGUGCAGCUGCUGAAGGUUCUGAGGGAGGAAGUGGAAAGUAUGUCUGUCACAUGGCCAUUCCAUGAGGAUGUGCAGCAUUUUGAGUUCCCUCCAUGUGUGGAUGGAUUCAAGCUGGAGAUUGGUAAGCCUGUUAAGACCAUCCAGAGCUCAAAGUUCUGUUUGGGUCGCCUACUUAGAAUACGUAACCAAGUACGUGAUUUAGCACGAAAGGCUUUUCACUUGAGCCAGAUUUCACAGACUAACACACAGGGAACUCCCAGUCUUCAGAAUGGCGUACCAUGCAAGAGCAGUGUUGGGUCUCAACGUCUAGAUCAAGAAAGUGAACUCUCCAAGAAAGUGAGGAAGAAAUAUCCUAAAAGCGAACUAACCAUCUUGAAUUACAAGGAGAAGCUGUGGACAUCAAUCGAAGGUGCAAAUGAGGAAGCUGAGAUACAUGCAUUUCUUCACAUUAUGGAGGCCAUUGAUGGAAUGUGGAGAGAUGAUAACCUGCUGCUGCAGGGCUAUCCCAUGCUGACACAGUUCAAUGUUGGGCUUGUAUAUAUGCUGUGCCAUUUGUUUAAUGAGGUUUAUUUUAUGAAGCCGGUAAAACAAGACUUUGCAGUGGUAUUCAUCAAAUUCCGCCAGUGGAACCCAGUCAUGCGUAGGUUUCUGAAUGAGGUAGACCACACCAUUGAGAAGCUUCACAGAGAGGGCGGCAGUCAGACAGUUCUGUCUCUCAUCCCAGUCAACAAGUUGUGUGAGCACUGUAGCAGCCCUAGCAAGGCAGAAGUGGAUUCCAGUGAACAGUCAUGCAGCAUGAGAGAUGGUGAUGGGUCAGCAGAGAUACAGGAAGAUUGUGAUCGCAUCUUCUACAAGUGUGUGACAGAGCUCAAUCAUCUGUGUGUGAAGGAGCAGGUUACUGACAUCAUUGCCAACAUUCUGGAGCAGCACGAGGACAGCAGCAUGUGAUGGCCAUGGAGCAGGUCACACACGUCACUUUGGUGAGUGGUAAGGAAAAAAGAAUAACUUAAUUUGUGAUGGUAUGGAAAAGACUGCAAACCAUGUCUUGAUUGAUAGCAGUCUGAUUUAAAUCAGCAUUCAGAUAGAGAGAUCUGUUGGUUCAGUUGUCUAAUGUCUGGUGUGGGGUCUGGUCACCUCUGAAGUUUGCAUAUAACAUGAUCUCUUUUUUUAUACUACACUACGUAAUUACUACUGAAGCAGAAUGAAUGUCAUUCAAGCGUGAAAACUCACUGCAAGAAGGAGGCUCUGAUAUGUCUGCAUGUGUCCGGAUUCUGUUAUGUAAAUUCAGGCAUGUUGCAGGGUAAAUGGGGAAAACAUUUGAGAAUACUUCCAUAAGGGUAAGAAGGAAGUAGAUUAAAUUGUGUUUGAGAACAAGAGUGAGUUUAAGCUCUUAUGUCCCUUUUACCAUGUCCUAUUAACAGUGAUGUGCAAGAGUCUGAGAAUUGUAUCAAUGUGACAUUCUGUAAUGUGGCAUGGUUUGUGCAGUGUUUAUGAUGUAGCAGGUGACUCUUUUGUUCUCAUCCCUUUCUAUGCUGUUGGAAAGAUUCCAGAAUUUAAUUUUCCAUACAGGUGUACUGUCAGAAGCUUUCUGCCACCAGUGUACAAAUCUUCUGCCAUAUUAUGAUUGUCCCAUUGCUAUUCAAAUUCUUUGACAGUUCCUUUAAUGGUUCAUAUAUAGGAAUAACAGAUGACAUGGCAGAAGUCUUUUAUUUAUCUAUACCACAGUGUUCUCCUACCUGGUAUGAAUGAGGCAGGAAAGAAAAAGAAUGAUGAAUGGUUAAUGCAGUGGCAGUGCACUGGGUACAGUGGUAAGAUAUACCAAAAUAUAUUUUUAAAUUAAAGAGAAGUUUUAAGGAAAUCUUGUAAACAUGUUUGAGUUUGAAGCAUGUGCAAGUGCAGUGUAACAUUCAGCGAGGAGCCACCCAUCUUAAUUGAUCUCUGUUUAAUUUCAACAGGUCCUCCGUAGUUCUGGCAGAGGGUCCUGAUAUAAAUCCUUUUGCCAGUAACAAGCAAUUGUUAAAUAUGCUUCUGUGGUCACAGAAAUCAUGAAUGGCAUUUCAGAAUUUUGUGAGCUAUUUUUAUGGUUUACUGUGAACAGUUUGAAAGAGGAGCUUUCACAGCUCUUUUAUGUUUCCGUGAGGAGGAGGGGAAAUGAGUGAUGGCAUCUGUAGAAGUAUAUAGUUGAUUUUUACUAUUGUUAUUUGUAAUGCCUCCUCACUUAAGUUUCUGAUAAUGUACUGAUAGGCUGCUAAUGCUAAACAUACAAACGUUUUAUGUUAUGUCAUUUGCAGAAAUGUCUUUGUCAAAGAAACGACAUGAGAAGCUGCAUCUCCAGAAACAUGCAUGUUAUUUUGACAGGCAUUAAUGUGCUAUUCUCACUCAUUGUUGAUGAUAAACCUUCAUUAAGGUGAGAAUGAAAAGUGUGAUUGUUAGUUCCAGGGAUUAUUUACUUGAGGGCAUGAGCCAAAGACAGUACUCAACAAAUUUAUUGUGGCUGUGUACUAAAUAGUGAGAGUUGAAACUAAACAUUUUUGUAUGACUUGUAACAGGAAGGAAGUGUCUAUACAUUGUAUGAAAUGUAAGAAAUUUAUUUCACUUAGCAAAUAGCAGUAUCAUAUUUUAUUAUUUAUAUCUUACAAUUUAUGUAUAUUAUUUACUUUCUACUUUAUUUUUAAUUUAUGAAUGAUAUAUAAUAUAGAAUAUUUAGAGUAUCUUAACACUUUAACUGCUGUGGAAGUUAUUAGUGUCUGCUGCAAAUUCUUUACCUCAAGCUGUGGUAGUCACUGGUGCCCAAUUUAUAAUGCUUGGGUGUGUUUUCAUCCCUCAGAUUCAUGUCCAUUGGCUGUGUGCAAUUCUUAAGGGAAUGUGGCCACUGUGGCUUUUUGGUGCUGCAACAUUCAUUUGUGUUAAUGGUAAUUCACAGUAGUAUAAAAACAAUAUAUAUUUUUUCACAGUUAACUGGUACAAAAAUGUAAACAAGAAGUUCUGGGAAGAACUAAUUGGCUGUUUUCCUUUCACCAGAAUUUGAGUAUUUGGCAUGACAAGUAGAAAAAACUUUAGUAGGUAUGCAUAAUAAAGUCAACAAAACCGUUUGUAUUACUGGUGGGAGGAGUUUAUGAAGUAUGCUGUUGAGAUAGCCCCAGGUGACAUGAUGUACAUGCCAAGUUUCCUAAAGAAUGGAUCAGACGUUCAGAAGUUAUUAGGGUGGAAUACACAUGCAAACAUGCACAGCAAGGUGAUCUCAUGAGCCUACUUUUAUUCUUUGAAAACUAAGCAAAGUAAGCUAAAAAUCAUGGCUGUUAACGAAUCACAGACAUCAAUACUAUAAGAAGCAAAGACUUUUGCAGGCAUAAAUAUUGUCCAUUCUCACUGUUCAUCAUCUUGAUGGUUUGAGCUGACAUUGGUUCCCCUGGUUGAACUUCCUGUAUCUGGAUGUUUAUUUUUCCUUGCUAUUCACCUGAUCAAGAAAUUCUUUGUUACUGGAUCAUCAUCUCCACAAGAGCCUGUUAUUAGACACUACAUGAAACUUCUUCCAGUUGCAGAGAGCUUCCAGUACAUCAGCUCAUAGUGUGGUCUUUUGGGCUAAUGUGCCAUGUGCCAUUUAGGUGCUUACCGUUGUUUCAGAGGACUGUGCUGCUGCCUUCACCUUCCACAGUGAAGAUGGAGGCAGUAUGCUUCUCUAAAAUGUUGGUACCCGCCUAUCAGACUGCAUGAAACUGCAUAGGACUACAUAUAAUACAGAAGGUCACACCAUGGAUUUUCUCUACUGUGCAACCAAAAGUCUUAUACUUCUGUGUGAAGUUUAAUGUUUGAAGAUCCGCUUUAUAGAAAAAUAUUACAGUACUGUAUUAAUUGUGUAGUUUAUCCCAUGCUGUGACAACAUACAUAUAGUUACUAUACAUAUAAUACAUACAUAUAAUCCAGUGAUUAUGUUUUGUAUACAAAGCUACGUAUAAAAAUGUAUAGUAUCAUGAAUGAUUGUUUCUUCAAGAACUUGAUACUUUGAUCAUUGUUCAUUUGUAAAGAAAACAAACUAUGUACUUUUAGUUUAUGGUCAUGUAAUUUCAAAAUAAAUUUUAAAAUAACCAAA
Molecule: messenger RNA, 4759 nt
Organism: Cryptotermes secundus
Lineage: Eukaryota; Metazoa; Arthropoda; Insecta; Blattodea; Kalotermitidae
Product: cap-specific mRNA (nucleoside-2'-O-)-methyltransferase 2
Exons: 8
Biological process (GO): 7-methylguanosine mRNA capping
Cellular component (GO): nucleus; cytoplasm
Molecular function (GO): methyltransferase cap1 activity
Source: RefSeq, a predicted model, not a curated record